GAAGCUCUUAAAGUUUGCUUUUAUUGUGACAAAAAAGGUUAUAUUAAAAAAGACUAUGAGGAGCUAAAGGCCUUAAUAGAAACAAGAAAGCUUUUAAGAGAGGCCAAAGAACAAAGAGAGAAGGCUAAGUCUAUAGUCUCUAAUUCUCCAGAAAUUGCUUUUAGUGAAUUUUUCUGA
Racocetra persica is the source of this 177-nucleotide messenger RNA. The record is from the annotation of a GenBank genome assembly. Lineage: Eukaryota; Fungi; Glomeromycota; Glomeromycetes; Diversisporales; Gigasporaceae.